UUCUUCUAUAUCCCGGAAGUUUUAAAUUGAGUCGCGGAGAAAGUGGAAGCAGUUGUUUGUGUCCGUCCUGCAGAUAUUUGUUUGUUUGUUUGUUUGUUUGUUUGUUUGUUUGUUUGUUUUUUGUUUGCUCGGGUUUCGAGCAGCACCUGCCGGCCGCCUCACGUAACGCUUCACCACCGGUUAGUCGCUGACGCUCAUGUUCGGCUUCCAACUGGUUCCGGUGGACGGCGGAGCUCCGGUCCACGUGCCGCCGGGAGACACGGUGCUGGGCCGCGGCCCCCUGCUGACAGUCAGUGACCGGAGGAUCUCUCGACAUCACGCAGUGCUGCAAAACCUGGACGGAAAACUGAGACUCAAACCGACUCACCUGAACCCGUGCUUCAUCCAGUCAUCGCUCACUGAUGACCCUCGACCUCUGGUCAAAGACUUGUGGUGGCCUCUUCACAAUGGAGACGUCUUCUCUUUGCUGCCGGGACAGUUUGUCUACAGAGUGGCGGAGGUGGGCGGAGCCAGCAACAGAGAUGGUCACAAAGAGAAACAGGAAGAGGAGGAGCUUUCCCAUUCUCCGGAGCCAGACGAGGAGCCGAAUCGUCCAAUCAGAACGAACUGUGGCCAGACUCCGCCUCACGAGGAGUCACCAGGUCUGUCAGAGGAGGAGGAGGAGGAGCCAAGUCCAAACAGACAUUUAAAGGAAGACAAAUCUGUCAGAGUGGAAGUGAAGGACGAUAAUGAUGAAGGUGAUGACGGGGGCGGAGCCUCGUCGGUCAUGAGGACCAGAGUGUUACCUGUGUGGAUGAUGGCGGUCGUAGCUACACCGCAUGGCUCCUUCCCCAAACCCAAAGUCGUGUCGGUGAAAAGAAGCACCGCCUCUAAACAGGCCACACCCCCUGCAGCUGACUCUCCUGUGGAGGUGGAGCUCAGUGAGGAGGAGGAGCAGAGGCCAAGGAAGAAGAGGAGGAGGAGGAAGGUGAGAGACAUCAGUGAUGAAGAGGAGAAGACAGAGGCCACGCCCACUGCAGCUAUUGACUCCGCCUCCACCACCAUGCGAGCCUCUGACAGUGAACCUGAGGACAACAGGAAGUCUUCUGUCCCAACGCCGUCCAAACGUCAACUCAGAACACCAUGUCCAUAUGGGCGGGACUGUUACAGGAAAAACCCAGUCCAUUUCCAGGAGUGCAGUCACCCUGAGGACACAGACUAUGAGGACGAGGAGCAGGGGACGGAGCUGGACCGACCCGAGUGCCCGUAUGGUACCGACUGCUACAGGAAAAAUCCUCUUCACAGAAAAGAGUUCAGACACACAAGGACAGCAGCUCGCACCACACGUACCGCCCCCAAGAAGAGCCCCGCCCACGAUGAGGACGAGGACGAGGACGACAGCUUCAUCGACGACGGCAGCGAGGACGCGGGGGAUGACUCUGACUAUGUCCCUCCUGACUCAGAGGACAGCGGCAGGGAGGACAUCCACAGACUGCAGAAGGAAGCAAAGAUGUUUCUGCAUGGCAGGAAGUAGACGCCCACUUCCUGUUUGUGUUUCAGGUUUUUGGGGUUUUUUUUGGACUUUGAUUUUUAAAGUGUUUUUUUUGCUCGACACGAAACUUUAUUGACAAACACUGCUAAGUUAAGCUAUACUACAUUAUUCUACUAUACUGGUAUGCUGUGCUAUGCUAUCCUUUGCUACUGACGCCAAUGUGUUAAGAUUUAUUAAACAAAACGUCAAGUUAUUGAGCAUUAAUGCUAAAUGUCAAACAUCUGGUUCCCUUCAUUACUGUGGUCGUUGCUGUUUCUAGCUCGAGGCUUAGUCGUCUUCUGUAGUUUGAGGCUGCGUAUGCUACAUUAGUCUUCUGUCUUCAGUCUUAGCGUGAGGCUACAUAGGCUAUGUUUGUCAUCGUUGCGUGUGAAUCGUGAGGUUUAAAAUGUAGACUCACCAGUGUUCUCACCUGUGCUCAGGUGUUUGAGACGUUUCUAUUAUGGCUACAUAGCUAACAUUAGCAGCUGGUGUAAACAGGAAGUGCUUGGUAACGUGGAUUGUCCACGCUAAAACCUAACUCCACAGUUUUCAAAAUAAAAGUCUCAGUCAGGC
Solea senegalensis (Senegalese sole) is the source of this 2083-nucleotide messenger RNA. It is a transcript of the gene aplf, whose product is annotated as aprataxin and PNKP like factor. Gene Ontology annotation, biological process: double-strand break repair. The record is from RefSeq and is a predicted model, not a curated record. The coding region runs from base 197 to 1513 and encodes 438 amino acids. Gene Ontology annotation, molecular function: DNA-(apurinic or apyrimidinic site) endonuclease activity; protein binding; 3'-5' exonuclease activity. The transcript is spliced from 10 exons. Gene Ontology annotation, cellular component: site of double-strand break; nucleus. NCBI's taxonomy places the organism in Eukaryota, Metazoa, Chordata, Actinopteri, Pleuronectiformes, Soleidae.